AUGUUUCAUUUCUCCAAGAAACUGAUGUUUUUACUUUACAUAUUUGUCGUACUAAAUCCGUGAUUAACAACAGGAAGUUUGCCGAACUGACGAUUUCAGCCAUGGUCCGAAAUUAUCGGCCUGUAUUCGGAGGAAAAAGAACUGAUGACUUGAAGAUCUUUGAGAACAUGCAGGACAUAUAGUCUGUAUAAAAAAAAAAACAUGAAUGAUUAAAGUCAAUUGAAAAAGCAAACUAUGGAGUCUAAUGAAUACCCUGAUGACUGUAGCUCAAUGCUAAGUCCAACAGAUUCUGCUUCAAGCCCUGAAACACAGUAUCACAAACUUAAAGCUGUAUCAUUCGAUCAAGAUGACAAUGUAAAUGGGGGAGAUGCAAACACUUCCUUGCCAUCCUCGCAUUUAGACUUCCUUAAUUUGAUUUUCCCACCCACCCCGGAACAAUCACCAAAUGAUCAGUCAUGUGAUGAUCAGGAGUUUGCCACUGAUACAACAAAAGAUGCUAUUGAAUCUAUUGCCACUGAAAAAGCAGUAGAAGUACCUGAAAUAAUAUACUUGCGUAGUUCUAUCGCUGAGAAUGAUCUUCAGUAUCAUGGACAAGAUCAGCAAAUUGAAUCUUCUGUGGAAAUUGAAAUGGCUGAAGUUGGUGCUUUAUUGCAGAUGGAAUCAAUUACAAAAGAGGAUUCUGGAUAUUUGAAGGAUAAAUCAAAGCCCAAACGUUCACUGACAUUUCCGCCAUGUGUUAUUUGCUCAGGAAAAGCAUCAGGUUCUCAUUAUGGCGCUAUAACAUGUGAAGCUUGUAAAGGAUUUUUCAGACGUUACCUGCAGAAGAAAGGGGAGUACAAGUGCACUAAAGGUGGGAAGUGCGAAAUAAUUAACAGGAAUAGAGGGAAUUGUUCAGGAUGCCGUCUUACAAAAUGUCUUUUGUUAGGAAUGUCGAAGGAGAAGUCAAAGUUAGGAAGGUACACGUUAACAAGAAGGACAGAAGCCAUAAAGCAUAUGAACAAAAUGGAGGGAAAAGAAACAACAGACUCUUUUGUCGAGGCGAAUGAAGUAUUUCCUGUUGUAAACGAAGGCGGUGAUUCAGCCAAAUACGAUCCCGAGUCAGAAAUGAUAGGAAGGAAAAUUAGCCAGAAUGGAAAGAAUUUGAAUGUAUCCAAUGGUUUCUCCAAGUUACUUGUGUCUGAGCUGGUUCAAGCCAUGCUUGAAAUAAAACCCUUUGGUCGAGACAUUACAACAAAGGAGCAAAUUGUUGAAAGACACAGAUUUCAUGCAGAAAGAUACAAACAGAAAAUACAACUUUUUGGACGAAUGAAUACUGUUCCAAAAGAUGAAUAUUACAAACUGUAUAAAGAGUUUGGUAUAGAUGUUGAUGGACGAAUGGCAGAUAUGAAGAUUUGCUGUAAAGAUAUGGAAGGGAUUGUAGAAAGGUACUGUAAUUUCGCUAAACAUAUUCCAGGAUUCCACAGCCUUCCUUACAAAGAUCAGUCCUCUUUACUUAAAGUUUCCAGGGCCGACUUUUUCAUUAUCAUCAUGAGUGAGUCUUACAGUAAGGAGUAUAAUACAUAUUUAGGGCAAGAUGGUAUAGGCUAUCAUGUUGAAGAGAUGGCAGACAAAUUUCUGUCAAGAGAGUUGUUAGAUGGUAUGUGUACUGUGUACACCCGCUGGCAGGACUUAGAACUGAGCGAGGAGGAGAAGGCAGUAAUAGGUGCUAUGACACUCCUUUUUACAGACAGAUGCAAGCUAGAAAAUUAUGCUCAUGUUGAGAAAAUUCAACUUGCUCUUGCUGAACUUAUCAGGACAGAGUUAAUGGCAAAAGACAAGACAACAGCUCAGAGAAGGUUUACAAAAAUUAUUGACUCAUUAACAGCAAUGAGGACUGUAUCAGAGCUUUAUCUGAAGGAGUAUAAUUUAAUGUGUAAAGAUGAUGUCCUAACACAAGAGCUUCCAAUGUUAUCAGAGUUCUUCUUGGAAGAGUAUGAUAAUGUGGAGAAAAAGUGAUGUGAAUUUACUGCUAUCUACAUGUA
Messenger RNA from Mercenaria mercenaria, 2021 nucleotides. Its product is annotated as vitamin D3 receptor-like. Gene Ontology annotation, molecular function: sequence-specific DNA binding; DNA-binding transcription factor activity; zinc ion binding. NCBI's taxonomy places the organism in Eukaryota, Metazoa, Mollusca, Bivalvia, Venerida, Veneridae. Gene Ontology annotation, biological process: regulation of DNA-templated transcription. The record is from RefSeq and is a predicted model, not a curated record. Bases 235 to 1995 code for a protein of 586 amino acids. The transcript is spliced from 2 exons.